AUGUUGAAAGACUGCAUUGAAUUCGUGAAAGGCUGUCAAGAGUGCCAGGUGCAUGCAGGCAUACAACAUGUCCCUGCAAAAAAAUUACAUUCUAUCAUCAAACCGUGGCCAUUUAGAGGUUGGGCUUUGGACUUGAUCAGAGAAAUUCGACCUCCCUCAUCAAAAAGUCAAAGGUACAUAUUGGUAGGAUUUGAUUAUUUCACAAAAUGGAUUGAAGCCAUACCUUUGCCAAAUGUGAGCCAAGAGGAUGUGAUCAAAUUCAUUCAAAAGUAUAUUAUUUAUAGGUUUAGAAUUCUAGAAACAAUCACAACGGAUCAAGGAUCAGUAUUUACUGGUUGGAAGAUGCAGGAGUUCGCCACGGACAUGGGUUUCAAAUUGGUAACGUCGACACCCUAUUAUGCUCAGGCUAAUGGACAAGUUAAAGCUGCCAAUAAGUUGAUCAUUGGUUUGAUUAAAAAACAUGUAGGAAAAAAACCUAAGAAUUGGCACAAGACUCUAGACCAAAUUUUAUGGGCAUGUCGCACGUCCCCUAAAGAGGCUACUAAGUCGGCCCCUUUUCGACUAACUUUUGGUCGUGAUGUUGUCUUGCCAGUAGAAAUCCACCUGCAAUCACUAAGGAUCCAGAGGCAGCAUGAACUCCCCACAGAAUCAUAUUGGAGCAUGAUGUUGGAUGAAUUGGUCGAUUUGGACGAGGAAAGGUUAAGUGCCUUAGAAUUGCUAAGGCAACAAAAGAAAAGGAUAGAAGUCUCUUAUAAUAAGAAAGUUAAAGUUAAAAGCUUUACGCCUGGAGAUUUGGUCUGGAAAGUGAUCCUUCCAAUGGAUCGAAAAGAUAGAGCCUUGGGAAAGUGGUCCCCAAAGUGGGAAGGCCCUUUCCAAAUUCUGCAGAUUUUUUCUAAUGGUGCCUAUGGGAUCGAAGAGCUCAGGGAAGAUAGGAGGAUUCUAAGAAUAAACGGGAAGUAUUUGAAAAAAUACCAACCGAAAAUCCAAGAGGUAAAAAUAAGAGACGAGUAA
Lathyrus oleraceus (garden pea) is the source of this 1011-nucleotide messenger RNA. RefSeq lists its product as uncharacterized. The coding region runs from base 1 to 1011 and encodes 336 amino acids. The record is from RefSeq and is a predicted model, not a curated record. NCBI's taxonomy places the organism in Eukaryota, Viridiplantae, Streptophyta, Magnoliopsida, Fabales, Fabaceae. Gene Ontology annotation, biological process: DNA integration. Gene Ontology annotation, molecular function: nucleic acid binding. The transcript has a single exon.